Menidia menidia (Atlantic silverside) is the source of this 465-nucleotide messenger RNA. NCBI's taxonomy places the organism in Eukaryota, Metazoa, Chordata, Actinopteri, Atheriniformes, Atherinopsidae. The record is from the annotation of a GenBank genome assembly.
AUGCAGGAGCUCAUGUCCAGGCACAAGACCUACAACCUCAGCCCCCGGGACUGUCUCAAGACAUGCCUUUUCCAAAAAUGGCAGAGAAUGGUAGCUCCACCAGCCGAGCCCGCCCGACAGACCACCACCAAGAGGAGGAAACGGAAGAACUCGGCCAGCAGCGCCAACAGCAGCGUGGGCACCGCCGGCAGCAAGAAGCGCAGCCCCGCCACCAACUUCAGCCUCUCCAGUCAGGACGUGAUGGUGGUGGGCGAGCCGACCCUGAUGGGCGGCGAGUUCGGGGACGAGGACGAGCGCCUGAUCACGCGCCUGGAGAACACGCAGUACGACGCCAGCAACGGGCUGGACGACGAGGACGACUUCAACAGCUCCCCGGCUCUGGGAAACAACGGGCCCUGGAGCAGCAAGCCGCCCGCCGCCCAGGACACCAAACCCGAGAGCACGGCGCCCCAGCCCUCGCAGUAG